This is a messenger RNA of Pieris macdunnoughi, 261 nucleotides long. Lineage: Eukaryota; Metazoa; Arthropoda; Insecta; Lepidoptera; Pieridae. The record is from the annotation of a GenBank genome assembly.
AUGGCCGAGAAAAUUAUUCCUGUAGUUCGCGCUGAAGAUGAAGAGGCAGAGGAAGAAGAAUUAGUUGACCCACAGACACAGUUACGGGAACAAUGCCAUGAAAAGCCCGAGAUGCAAGCAAUGUGGGCAAAAUACCAAGAAUGUAACAACAGAGUGAACUCUCGUUCAAACACUGCUGAAACAUGUGAAGAGGAACUUGUUGACUAUGUUCAUGUUCUUGACAAAUGUGUCAACAAAGAUCUUUUUAAAAGGUUAAAGUAA